AUGGGUGACGUUCAACAGUGCACAGGCGACGCCCUACAGCGCACGGUUGUUUUCACAGAUGGUAGUUCGCUCAAGCAAGGCAAAAAGACUGCCGCUGGUGCUGGCAUCUUCUUCGGCGCAAAUGAUCCAAGUUUCGUCGAUGGGAACCAGACCAAUCAACGCGCGGAGCUGACUGCCGUCCGGGACGCGUUAUCAAGAGUCAAAUGGACCGAAAAUGUCAUCACCUUCUCCGACUCGCGGUACGCCAUGAAUUCAGUAACGAUCUGGUACAAGCGAAAUGUGAUUAAAAGUUGGAAGAGUGUUCAGCCAAUCUCCUUUCCUAACUGGGAUCUUAUCGAAGACACCGUUAAGAUUCUGAAUGAGCGCAGGAUGAAAGGUGGGAUCACAGAAUUCUACUGGGUCAAAGGUCACUCGGGCAAUGCAGGCAAUGAAGCAGCCGACAAACUGGCUGGAAAUGGUGCACGUUAUGCGCUGCCUACACCUGACAGGAACCGCUACGGCAAACCCUACGGCGAGGAACGACGAAGUCUUUCGGCCCUCUGGAACCCCGCUCCACCCGGGUGGAGGGUGAUCAAACUCGCGAACGGGGACGAGGAACUCGUGCGCAUCAACAAGCAGGAGCUGAUGCGAAAGAAGAAACAAGAGAAGAAACGAGUGGAGAAAGCACAAGCUGCUCGAGGCAAUUACAAGCGAACCAAAAACAACUCGAAUGCGAACAAGGCGCCGCGGCCGAAGAAUGCGGCGGAGAGGAUAGCAGCCAGGAAAGCCAUGGAAGACGCCAUCGAAGAGGACCCCAUGGCGUACCCUCCGCCGAGUGAGGCGUAUAGAUCAGGUAUGCUACAGGCAUCGGAUGGUGGGCGGAUCCCACCGGUGGUAGACAUGAUCCGGUUUGGAGAGAAUGAAUUCACUCCAAAGGAGAUCGUAGUGACACAUCAUGAGAUAGGGGAGACGGAGGACGCUGAGGACGUUGAGGAUGCGGAGGACGCGGAGGACAUGAGGGACAUGGAGGAUAUGGAGGACGAGGAGAUGGAAGAAGUGGAAGAGAUGGAGGAGACGGAGGACAUGGAUGUGACGGAGUGA
This is a messenger RNA of Alternaria postmessia, 1080 nucleotides long. RefSeq lists its product as uncharacterized. The transcript has 4 exons. Gene Ontology annotation, biological process: DNA replication, removal of RNA primer. Bases 1 to 1080 code for a protein of 359 amino acids. The record is from RefSeq and is a predicted model, not a curated record. Gene Ontology annotation, molecular function: nucleic acid binding; RNA-DNA hybrid ribonuclease activity. Lineage: Eukaryota; Fungi; Ascomycota; Dothideomycetes; Pleosporales; Pleosporaceae.